UCAAAAAUUUCGAGCAAAAAUUUCGCUCCCUCCAUUUUAUCCCUCUUUUCCGAAUUCCCUCCACUCCAGCCAAAUAAACCCACUCACAAACACUUCCCAUCUCACAAACUCUAACCAUGCCCAAUCAAUUCGAAAAAACCCUAGCUAUCUCCAUCUUCAUAUCGGUAAGAAAGGCGGAAGCGCCAAACCAGAUCUACAGAACCCUAGCUUAGCUCUUCAAGCUCCGCCCUAGCGCAGCUCGCUUCCUUCCUCAAUGUCCGGUACAGUACAUGGAUACUUUUGAAAGAAGAAAUAAAAGGUGGUUCCAUUUGAAGAACUCGGGGCUGCCAGGCUCAAGAACAAACUAGAGAUGGUGAUGUUUAUUUUUCAUUGUUUUUCAUUGCAAAAAUUGGAAAUAAUGUUUGAUUUUUUUGGUGGGGAGGCAAACUGGGAAAAAAUACUGCAAAACCUAAGCUUUUAAACUGCAAACUUGCAAACUCAAAUAUCAAGUACACAUUUUCUGCGAUAUGUUGUGUAAUAAGAUUGCCUAAUUGAGUUGUUAAUAUAUUUGAUUGUUUAUUAUUUUUUGCAGAAUUAAGAAUCCAAUCUACAACUAAAUUAGAUUACAUUUUUAUCAAUUGGGUUAAAGUGAUUAUGUAUCUAGUACUUUGGAUGUGUAGUGACGUGUACCCCUUGAUUUUUAUUUGUAGGAGGCUAUUAACAGGUUAAUCAUGCUUUUUAUGAAGCUGAAAGUGUACAAACGCAAUCAUCUGAAGUUGAAAUUGAUAUAUCUAAUGAAACAAAAGCUGCCCUGCAAUGUCCAAGUUUCUUCCCACAAACGGAUUCCAUCUCGGAGCUCUCAAGACUUGCAUGAACAUUCAUUACCCAUUAGACAUGUAGUUUUAGCUUUCAAAUGUUUUGUACACAUUUUAAACAAUAGUAAUGUGAAGCAUGUAUUUUUUGGAAUAUUCUUAUAUUACACUACAAUUUAUUGUGGGUUUAUUAUAAUAAACUCCACACAGGUUAAUUUUAUUGCUAUUAUUUAUUUGUAUGGUUAAGUGUUAAAAUUUAUUUUUUUAUACGUUCACUUUGUAAUUA
Molecule: messenger RNA, 1077 nt
Organism: Cuscuta europaea
Lineage: Eukaryota; Viridiplantae; Streptophyta; Magnoliopsida; Solanales; Convolvulaceae
Source: the annotation of a GenBank genome assembly